Planococcus citri (citrus mealybug) is the source of this 3673-nucleotide messenger RNA. Its product is annotated as transcription elongation factor SPT5-like. Lineage: Eukaryota; Metazoa; Arthropoda; Insecta; Hemiptera; Pseudococcidae. Gene Ontology annotation, molecular function: protein binding; mRNA binding. The record is from RefSeq and is a predicted model, not a curated record. The transcript has 19 exons. Gene Ontology annotation, biological process: transcription elongation-coupled chromatin remodeling; regulation of transcription by RNA polymerase II; transcription elongation by RNA polymerase II. Gene Ontology annotation, cellular component: DSIF complex. The coding region runs from base 144 to 3224 and encodes 1026 amino acids.
CAGGCCUACUAUUUUAUUUGUUAGUGAUCUCGAUAAUUAUUAAUUAACGAAUGAUUAUGAUGCAAGAUUUAUUAAUUUCUUUCAAUUAUUCGUAAAGUAACAUUCCGUAAAUUUAUAUUUCAAGUUGUGUGUGACAAACAAUCAUGUCUUCUGACGAAGAGUACAACAGUGGAAGUGAAGCCGAGGAAAAUAAUACUCAAGAGAGUGUUAGUGACGAAGAAGAGCCUGAAGGCGAAGUCUUAAACUCAGAAGACGAUUACGACGAUGAAGAUGAAGAAAGAGACAAUGCUCGUUACAAAAAAAGACGUAACGAACGCCAUGGAGGGUUUAUUCUCGAAGAAGCUGAAGUUGACGACGAGGUAGAAUCAGAAGACGAAUACGACGAUGAACAGGAAAUCGGUGUUGUUGCCAAUGAAAUCGACGAAGUUGGUCCGACUGCUCAAGAAAUCGAAGGGCGUAGAAGGGGUACCACUUUCUGGGAUUCUCAGAAAGAAGAUGAAAUUGAGGAAUAUCUACGAAGAAAGUAUGCCGGAGAAUCGAUGUCGGCUAAACAUUUCGGCGAUGGUGGAGAAGAUAUGUCGGACGAAAUUACCCAACAAACUCUACUUCCUGGCGUCAAAGAUCCAAAUUUAUGGAUGGUGAAAUGUCGAAUGGGUGAAGAGAAGAAUACGUGUUUGCAAUUGAUGCGUAAAUUCAUCGCGUACAUGUUGACUGAAGAACCUCUUCAGAUAAAAUCUGUCGUAGCUCCAGAAGGAGCCAAAGGUUAUAUUUACAUUGAAGCUUAUAAACAAGCUCAUGUGAAACAAGCUAUUGAUCGAAUCGGUAGUUUAAGAAUGGGUGUUUGGAAGCAACAGAUGGUACCUAUUAAAGAAAUGACUGACAUUUUACGAGUAGCAAGAGAAAAAGUUGGAUUAAAACCUAGACAGUGGGUUCGAAUAAAACGAGGUUUGUACAAAGAUGACAUUGCUCAAGUGGAUUAUGUUGAUAUAGCACAGAAUAGAGUUAGUCUCAAAUUGCUUCCAAGAAUCGACUAUACUAUACCCAGUAAAGCAUUAAGAGCAGUACAGGAUAUUGACGAUACUUUGAAACGUAAGAAGAAGAAACGACCAGCUGCUAAGCCUUUUGAUCCUGAAGCCCUUCGAGAAUUAGGUCAUGAAGUCGGUACCGAUGGAGAUUUCAAGAGUUUCAAAAACAAACGUUACAGUUCGAAGGGAUUUUUGUAUGAUAAUUUCAAGAUGGACAAUAUACUAGUUGAUGGCGUCAAACCGACCUUAUCGGAAUUGGAAAAAUUUGAAGAAGCUCCAGAAGGAGUAGAUAUAGAGUUACCUACUGCCAACAAAGAUGAAUCAGCUGGUCAAAUAUUUAGUGCUGGUGAUAAUGUAGAAGUAUGUCAAGGAGAAUUGAUACAUCUUCAGGGAAAAAUUCUCUCCAUUGAUGGAAGUUUUAUUACUGUGAUGCCUAAACAUAACGAGUUAAAAACUCCGCUCGAAUUUCAAGCUUGCGAGUUGAAAAAGCACUUCAAAAUGGGAGAUCACGUUCGUGUAAUCUCCGGCAGAAACGAAGGAGACACCGGAUUGGUUAUCAGAGCUGAAGAUAAUCGUACCGUCGUAUGUUCUGAUCUCACGAUGCACGAGUUGGAAAUUUUACCUCGAGAUUUACAACUUUGCACUGAUAUGGCUACUGGAGUUGAUUCUUUAGGGCAGUUCCAACAUGGCGAUUUAGUACAGAUCGAUCCUCAAACUGUUGGUGUUAUUGUACGACUCGAAAAGGAAAUUUUCCAUGUUUUAAAUAUGCAUGGAAAAGUUGUCGAAGUGAGACCGCAAGCUUUGCACAAACGUAAAGAGUAUAAAAAUACUCUCGCUUUGGAUUCCGAUCAGCAAACAAUUCAAAGGAAAGAUAUUGUCAAAGUAAUCGAUGGACCACAUUCGGGACGCGGAGGAGAAAUCAAACAUUUAUAUCGAAAUUUUGCGUUUUUGUUCUCCAAAAUGUUUCUGGAUAACAGUGGAAUUUUCGUAUGUAAGACUCGCCAUUUGCAAUUGGCUGGAGGCGGUCGAGACGCGUCUACCAUAUCGUUGGAUUUUGCCAUGUCUCCGAGGAUUUCAUCUCCUGCUCAUCCAAGUGGUGGAAGUGGUGGUAGAGGUAGAGGUCGCGGAGGUUUUACCAUGAGAGAUAGAGAAAUCAUUGGUAAAACAAUAAAAAUUACCAGAGGACCGUACAAAGGAAAUAUUGGAAUUGUGAAAGAUUCGACCGAUACCACUUCCAGAGUUGAAUUACACACUUCGUGUCAAACUAUUUCGGUGGACAGAAACAAUAUCCAAAUCGUCGGCGAACCCAACAAAGAUGGAUCAUACUCGUCGUACUCUCGAACUCCUGCUUGCGUUGGCCAAACUCCGAUGUACGCUGGAGGUAGCAGAACACCGAUGCACGGUUCACAAACUCCAUUAUACGACAGUAGUGGAAAUCGUACUCCACGUCAUUACGGUAGUAUGACGCCUGUGCACGAUGGCUCGAGAACCCCUGCUCUUUGGGAAGGAUCGGUAUCGAAUACACCGGCUCGUCAAUCAGAACCUGAAGAAGAGAACUGGGAUACGUGUUUCAACAAUAGUCCAUCAAACAACUACGCUCCGCAGACGCCUGCGAGCAAUUACGCAUCUUCGGACAAUUCCUUUUCUCCUUACCAUACAAAUUCUCCGUCCGCUUAUCACGGAAGCAGUGCUUCAUCGUCAUCAUAUAUGCAUACCCCUAGUCCCGGCGGAAGUGCUUUUGGAAAAUACAGCACGACUUCGCCGAUUAGUUACAGUCCUAUGACUCCCGGCAGUUCGUCGUCUGUUCAGUCACCUUACGAUAAUCCUGGAACACCUGGCUCAGGAAUAGAAAUGACCAGCUUACAAGAGAGCUUUACUCCUGGUGUUUUUGUACGUGUGCUCGAUUCUUUCGACGAUCGUGGUUUAGUUGGACAAACCGGAGUUAUUAGAAGAAUCAAGGAUGGAAUGUGUACCUUAUUCAUCGAAGACGAAGGGCAAGACUUCAACAUUCCGUGUGAUUGUUUGGAACCUGUCGCGCCCAGAAUUAACGAUUGGGUUAAAGUUCUACUUGGAGACGAAAGCGGAAUGACUGGUAAAUUACUGUCUAUCGAUGGUCAAGAUGGCGUUGUUCAAUUUAAAGACGAAACCAAUCCAAAAUUAAUUCAAGCUCGUGUACUUUGUCGAUACCAACAAGACUAAGUUUUAUAUCAGAAAAAUUUCCGUUCAAUUUUGCAAAAUAAUCUUGUAUUCAGUAGAAUUUUUUUACAUUUAGUUAUUUGAUAAUUUUUUUCUAGUUGAACUUUGUAUCUCAUUAUUUGGUAAUUCUUCUAUUUUUCGAUUGUAUUUUUAUAUUCAAUAUUUUACAUCAACUGUCAACUUGAUUUAUGCGACAGAGUAAUCGUGAUUGUUUCUUAGUGGACCACCUAACUUUAUCAUGUGAACGAUUUGAGUUUGGUAUUUUCGAAAAACUUUGAAGGAUUAAUUUUUUGUACCUACCUCGGUAAAACAUUACGAUGUAGUUAUGUUUUGUGUGAUUCGAGUUAUUUUUGAGAAACUCACUUUAUUAUAAUAUGAAUUACUUUCCUCGAUGAAAUGUAACAGUGUAGUUAUGUCAAUGAAGAUCAAUAAAAGAUACACUUCAGUUCAAA